UGUGCUCGAUAUAUUUCGAAAAACUGAUGGAUGCUCAUUUGUGUGGUGUGAAUACUAUUAGCAAGGCAGGAUGGUAUCAACUGGAUGUUUCACAGCAUGUGUUGUUGGUAGCCCUCUGAGAUAAAAACAACAACAAUUAUAUGUAUAUACAUAGAAAUACAUUACAAUUCAAAGCGAGGGUUCAUUUGUGUGCUGGUAUUAUUAUUGUGAUUGCUGAAUUGCUGAAUUGUGCGCAUUUCGCACCAUGUGUCACUUCUGUCACUGUUGCAUGUAAAGAUAUUGUUUUCUACAAUGGAAUGAAAAUGCAAGAGUGAUGGCUGUUUCAUUUGUGGUGUAAAUUUGCAUUGCACAGUGCAAACCGAGUAUUAUGAAACAUGAAGCACUGCGGCUCCAACUCUGAAAUUUGUGCUGGAUAUUUGAUGUCAGCUUAUCUCUGAAUUAAUACUAAUACAAAGCAGGGAAAAUUUAACAUUUCACUCAAAUUGUUGCUGGUUGUUUGCAAAAUUGAUUGUACUUCAUUUGGGGACUGAUAUUUGACAGGACAUAGCUCAGUGUGUGUUGUUUCUGGACCACCAUCUCACUGCGUAUACAAACCAACAUCCACUGAAUUGUGUGCUGGUUGUUAGAAUGAGGUGUCUGUCCAGGACAGCGUGCUUGAACCUUAAUUGGAUAUAAGCACAAAAAUAAGAUAAAGAAAAGGUUGUUAGAAAAUGGAUUAAUGAAAUGGAAGGAUUGUGGAUUUGAAAACACUAUUAUGGUAACAGCAUUUUUUUAUAGAUGAAUUACAUAAAGAUGAAGAAACCUUAUACGAAGGAUGGGAAUGCUUUAGAGAUACACGUUGCCAGAAGCUAUGUGUCAAAGCUAUAAUUUGUUUUACAUUCUGUGUCAUCUGGAGCCUGUAGAUUUUUACACUUUUUGUGAUACAACAUCAGUGUCUAAAAAAAACAUAUUCUCUGACAUUUAUUGUGGAUCAGUUUUAGACAUUUCAAGAAGAGCAUUGUGGCUAGCGGCUACUGUGUGACAUUAUUGGAGUAUAUUCUGCUACUUUAGGAGCUGUAAUUAAGUCGUAUACCUUUGUUUCACACACAAAAAAUCUUGGAGUGACAUUCAUUUACCAAUUCAUUCAUUAUUUGGAAGCCAUCUUUUUAUUGUUUGUUUUGUCGAAAAACAAACAUUUCAGUAACUUCUUAUUGUCAUUUAUAAGUUCUUUCCACAAAAAAACACAACUUCUAUAUGUUUCUAUGUUUCUACCUUCUGAAACAACAUACAAUUAAAUUCUUCUUGGUUUUAUGUACAUAACCCCCAAAAACUCCUAAACUCAAGAUACAUUAUUUAUGACAUUUUGUUUUCAUAUUUCCUUAGUCAGCUAUAACUUCUAAGCAUUUCAUUUUUUUCAAGUCAUUCUUGACUAAUUACAACUUGUUUUUAGACCAAGAAGUAACAGUCAUAUAUCUUACAUAUGUUAAUGUUUAAACCAUAACAGUUAAUAAAUGGAACACUGACCCAUACAAAAACAUAGUAAGCAGUAAUUGUACAUUGUUUCAUAGGCCCAUUUAAAUCUAUAAUAAGCAAUAACCAUAGUUAAUACAAGGAGCAUUGGCAUCUUUGAAUCCAUAGUAAGUAAUAUCCUUAAGUGAUAACAUUCGUCCAUUUGAAUCUAUAAUAAGCAAUAACCAUAACUCAUACAUGGAUCCUGGAAAGCAAUAUAUGACUGCCUAUUGCAUGCAAGAAGUCAAACAUUGAUUUGUUUCUAUCCAUAAAAAACAAUAGCACAUGAAGCAUAUUUUAUAUCUGUUUCUAUUCUGCAAAGCAAUACAGAACUGCCUGCUACAUGAUUUCAUAGCUGAUUUUAUCCCAGAAGUAGCAAAUGAUCAUUGUUUAGUUUUUUUAUCUAUAAACAGCAAUAACCAGCACUUGGAUCACAUUAUGUGUACGUUUGUAUGAUGAAAAGCAAUAUAGGACUGCUUAUCAAGAAACUGUGAAGAUGAUGUCAUAGUUUUUAUCAUUCCAAGAAACACCAAAUGGGAUAUAACAGUGUUGCUAAUUACAGCACACAGAGAGAGUUGGCCAAACCUUGUUGUCAUCUCAGGAAAUUGAAAUUCAUUAUUUGAUACUUGUGGCCAUGCAAAAAAUCAACAAAUGAUACAUUUCUUGGAUUCUUCAAUAGUUUUUGUGAGACGCUACAAGCUUGACCACUACUGAUUGUCAUAAUAUGGAGCAACAGAUUUGAUCUUACUCUGGAUUUCAUUCCAAGAAACAACAUUGAUCCAUUUGUAUUUUUAGGAAACAUUAGACGUAACCCCCUUACUUGGAUCAAUGUGACUUGGCUACUUCUUGCUCUGAUAUAAAAAAAGUAACAAGUAUAAUUUUAUAGCUGUGUUCCUUACUGAAAACCAGUCAAACAAACGACCACCUGACUCUCUUACGUGGUUCCUUUUUAACAUAAUGUGACACUGACUAUUUGUUCUGAUAUCAAAAAGACAUGACAUGAUUUUUCACAACAGACAUGAUUUUUCAUAGCUGUUAUCAUUACUGACAACCAAACAAAUGAACUGCCAAUCUAUCUGUGUCUGUAGGAAGCAGUAACAAUUGUGACCUGGAAAAAAAGUAACAGACAUGAUUUUUCAUAGCUGUUAUCAUUACUAAAAAACUAAACAAAUUAACCACCAAUCUGUCUGUUGGAAGCAUUAAAAAGUGACCUGUACCUUAACCUGCCUUUAGAAGCAACACACAUGAUUGCUUAAAAUUACUUAAAUGAUCUGGCAACUGAUGAACAAGAUAUGGCAAUCUGCCUCUUUGACACAAAUGAGCCACCAAUCUGUCUAUAGGAAGUAGUAAAAAUUGUGACCUGUACCUUAACCUGCCUUUAGAAGCAACACAUAUAAUUGCUUAAAUGCCAAGGAAAAAUCACUUAAAUGAUCUGGAAACUGAUGGACAAGUUAUGGCAAUCUGCCUCUUUGACCAGACCAGUGACCGACUCCCAGAUGUAUUCCCGCGUUAGCGACACUGACGAGGAUUUGUCUCCCCUUGAGACAGUGGAGUGCGAGCGAUGCGAGAGUCACACUCCAUUGCUGAGGUCACGGCGGGGUCAGGACGUCCUGACUUGUCCUCAUGUGAAUUCUCUUAAAGGUGUGAGACGGUCCAGUCUGUCCUCAACAUGGAGUCGGGACUCAGCUCUGUCCCACAGACGGCUCAACCCGAUCUCGUCUCUGAGCAUCGAGAACAUGUCGGUGGAGCCACGCGUCCCCGCCCUCCGCAGUCCCGGCCUGCUCAGCACCGCCUCCAUGUGGAACACCAGCGACCUCACGCUGACCCCAGCCAAAAAGCACCAUGACUUCGAAACACUAUCAUGCCUGACGAACUCAAACUCUCUGUCGAAUGUGAGCAGUACUCUGAGUGAACGCAUGCAUGAACUUGUGCGAGCCUUCUCGAGCCGAACACAGCGCACCAAGGAACGCACCUGUCAACCCCCCUCACCCACGUCACUCUCCAGCUACGAUGGCAAGUCAGCUGUAUCUGCAAGUGAUUUUCCCCAGCCAACACGGCAAAUCCGCCUCGGUUCGUUUGUUCCCAUGGAGUCGAGCAUGAGUGAGGCGAUGUCGGAGGUCAGUGCGACCAAGGAGCAGCUAGUCGGGGUGUGGCACUGCCGACUACGUCUGCCCAAAUGUUGUCACAAACUACGCUUCCCAAACACAAUGGAGUCACACAGUAAGGUGUAUGUAGCAUGGCUGUUCAUCGUUGUCAUUGCCUUCAUGUACAAUGCCUGGGUUAUCCCCCUUCGUGGAAUCUUUCCCUACCAGUCGGAACAGAAUGUGUAUUACUGGCUCAUCUUCGACUAUAGCUGCGACCUCAUCUACAUCAUUGAUAUUGUGGUUUUCAAGAUUAGGAUUCGAUUCAUCAAUGAUGGCAUUGUUGAGCUUGACAGACGAAAGACUAGGAAACACUACAUGAUGAAAGGGAUAUUCAAGAUGGACAUGCUCUCCUUGAUGCCGUUGGAUUUAUUCUACUUCCUAACUGGAGUGAAUCCAUGGUUACGACUGCCACGUCUCCUCAAGAUCCAGACGUUUUGGGAGUUCUAUGAGAAAUGUGACCAAGCUGCAAAAUCAUCUGCUUACGCCAUACGGAUCAUCAAGACGAUCACGUACAUGCUGUUCCUAAUCCACGUUGAGACGUGCGGCUACUAUGCUAUGUCCGUGUACGAGGGCAUCAACACCAACCCCUGGGUCUACAACGGCAAGGGGAACGCGUACAUUCGUUGUUUUUACUUGGCAACAAAAACAGCCACAUCCAUUGGCAACAAUCCAAAACCAACCAAUCUAACUGAGUAUCUGUUUAUGACCUUGUAUUGGUUAUCCGGAGUCUUUGUCUUCGCUCUUCUCAUUGGUCAGGUGCGUAACAUCGUUGAGUCGGCAGGCCUGGUGAAGACGCGAUACCGACAGCAGGUGGAUGCUGUGAUGAGAUACAUGGAUUCGAUCGACGUUCCGAAGGCCAUGCACAACAGAGUCCGACACUGGUUCAUGUACAACUGGGAACAACAUUCAAUGACAGAUGAGAAGACACUGCUUGAUUCGUUACCAAAGAAACUGCAGACGGAUCUGGCAAUAAGUGUCCACUUCAACACACUGAGUAAAGUGCAGCUCUUCCAGGACUGUGACAAGAACUUGUUGUAUGAUCUGGUGUUAAAACUGAGACCUGUCCUCUAUCUGCCUCAUGACUAUAUCUGUGAAAAGGGAGAAGUGGGUAAAGAGAUGUACAUAGUCAGCGAAGGUCAAGUGGAGGUAGUGGGUGGCGAGGAUGGCGAGACGAUUCUAGCAACACUUCAUGAGGGCAGCGUGUUUGGAGAAAUCAGUUUGUUGGCGAUGUCGGGUGGAAAUCGCAGAACUGCGAAUGUUCGGUGUAAAGGAUAUGUAAAUCUUUUCACUCUGUCGAAGGCCGACUUUGAGGAGGCUAUGCGGGAGUACCCAGAGGCACAGAAACUAUUGAGAAAAAGAGCAAAGAAACUUUUGAAAGAAAAUGCCAGACUGGAAAGGAAGAGUAAAAAGAUUGAGACUGAGGAAAUCAUCAAAACUCCAUCAACAAAAUCACAGACUCCCAAAAUGAUCAAAGCAGUUAUACAGGUGCUGAACCCCCAGUCUGAGAUAAUGAAACACCUGGAGCCGAACCGGUCUGUGAGUCUCAAGUCGAGUCGGUCAAUCGCCUCCAAUGCCAAGUCAUACAGCUCCAACAUCAAGAUCAGCAUCGUCAACAAGUCAGACGACCCACAGCACAGUAUAGGCUCACCCAGAUACAGCGCCGAUGACUUGGGGUCUCAGCUGAGUCUGUCUGACAUCCCAGACGACGAUGCUGACUGUUUCAGUCUGUCUGAGGAUGAUGAGGAGUUGCUGGUGAUAGAGAAGAUGAACCCAUCAUCGUCGUCAUCGUCAGAGGAGGAGACUCUGCCUGACGAUGUGCCAACGUCACCGAGGUCCGUCAAAGAGGACAACAUUGACAAGGACAAUGUUGACAAGAACAAUGUUGACAAGAACAAUGUUGACAAGAACAACAGUCUGGAGAGUCAAGAUUCGGGCAUUCCAAGCAUGAAACAAAGUAGAAGCACAGAGUUCAGUAACCAGGACAGUAGAGAGAAUUUCAACAAUGGCGGCCUUCUCACUGGCAUCCACAAGGAAAACAAGAACACGAAAUGUGACCAGAGUGAAGAAAAUGCAAAUAUUCCACCACAAAGUUUAAAUGAAGAAAUGGCUGUACCUCUAGAUCCUACAAAAGAAACAAGUCCAGAUAACUCCUCUGUUGACAAAGAAAGCAGGACAGAUAAAUCUGUUGACAAAGAAACCAGGAUGGAUAACUCUGUCAGUAAUAACUCCACUGUCAAAAAAGAAACAGGGACAGAUAACUCCAUUAUUAAAAAAGAAACAAUUACAGAUAACUCAACACUGAACAAAGAAGCAAGGACGGACAAUGCUGUUAUGAACAAAGAAAAAGGGGCAGACAACUCCACUAACAACUUGCUAGAUCAGCCUGCAGUUCUCCGCCCUGUAAGCAGGAGCAGUAGCAGAUCUGGACUACACAAUCAAAGUGACGGAAAUACUUCACAACAAUCGAGAAGCAAUUCUGUGAAAGAUAAAAAUACAAAAGAAUUGGAACAGAAAAAUUCUGAGGUAAAUAAAGAAAGCAAAGAUUCUAAAACAAGGACAUCAGAUUCUACCAACGAGUCAAAACCUAAAAAAGACAAACCUGAAAUUCCCCCAAAACCAAAACGGUCAUCAAAAGAUGAAAACAAAAAUUCUCUAUCAAAAACGGAUUUCUCAAAUAACUCUGGUGUUGAGGAGCAUAAUGUUAUUGAAUACUGUGCCGAUGUGGAAAUGAUAACCACAGCUCAGAUGGGAAUGAAGAGAAAGGUGUCCGAUCGACGACCGAACCCAGUAGUACUGGACAGGAAUAUCAUACACAUGGCUCACCUUGUCAAUGAAUCGGAGAUCCCCCAACAAAACCAAGUGAUUACAUCGGUCGAGAUUCACAGAGAAAAGACUCUGUCGCCUGCGUCUAUAUUCUCACUGUCCGAGCAGACGGGACGGCCCGAGUCAAGGGAACUGACGAGGCAGAAGAGUAAUUCUUCUUACGAGACACAGUUGUGAGGAAUGUAUAGACUAUUAGAACCAAUAAAAAAAGAUGAAAAAUGAGAAAUAUACAGACAGAAUAUGUGUGCAGACAAAAAUGAGAAUGUUUGAGAUCAUACAGACAUGAGAAUGUGUAUAGAGUGAAAUGAGAAAAUGUACAGAAGGAAAUGAGAAUGUGUCUAGACAGAAAUGAGAUGUGUACAGACAGAAAUAAGAAAAUGUACAAACAGAAAUGAGAAUGUGUACAGACAGAAAUGAGAAUGUGUACACACAUAAAUUAGAAUGUGUACGACAGAAAUGAGAAUGUGUACACACAUAAAUUAGAAUGUGUACAGACAGAAAUGAGAAUGUGUACAGACAUAAAUGAAAUUUGUACAGACAGAAAUGAGAAUGUGUACAGACAGAAAUGAGAAUGUUUACAGAUGAAAUAAAAAUGUGUAGGCAGAAAAAAGAAACUUUAGACAGAAAUGAGAAUGUAUGACAGACACGAGAAUGUGUACAGAGAGAAAUAAAAAUAUGUUCAGAAAUGAGAAUGUGUACAAACAGAAAUGAGAAUGUGUACAGACAGAAAUGAGACAGAAAUGAGAAUGUGUACAGACAGAAAUGAAACAGAAAUGAGAAUGCGUACAAACAGAAAUGAGAAUGUGUACAGACAGAAAUGAGAAUGUGUCAAACAGAAAUGAGACAGAAAUGAGAAUGUGUAUGAACAGAAAUGAGAAUGUGUACAGACAGAAAUGAGAAUGUGUACAGACAGAAAUGAGACCGAAAUGAGAAUGUGUACAGACAGAAAUGAGAAUGAGUACAGACAGAAAUGAGAAUGUGUACAGACAUAAAUGAAAUUUGUACAGACAGAAAUGAGAAUGUGUACAGACAGAAAUGAGAAUGUUUACAGAUGAAAUAAAAAUGUGUAGGCAGAAAAAAGAAACUUUAGACAGAAAUGAGAAUGUAUGACAGACACGAGAAUGUGUACAGAGAGAAAUAAAAAUAUGUUCAGAAAUGAGAAUGUGUACAAACAGAAAUGAGAAUGUGUACAGACAGAAAUGAGACAGAAAUGAGAAUGUGUACAGACAGAAAUGAAACAGAAAUGAGAAUGCGUACAAACAGAAAUGAGAAUGUGUACAGACAGAAAUGAGAAUGUGUCAAACAGAAAUGAGACAGAAAUGAGAAUGUGUAUGAACAGAAAUGAGAAUGUGUACAGACAGAAAUGAGAAUGUGUACAGACAGAAAUGAGACCGAAAUGAGAAUGUGUACAGACAGAAAUGAGAAUGAGUACAGACAGAAAUGAGAAUGUGUACAGACAGAAAUAAGAAUGUACAGACAGAAAUAAGAAUGUACAGACAGAAAUGAGUAUAUGUCAAGUCAUGAGCAAUUUGUACAAGGUAAUUACGUGGUGUGAGAAAUGUACAGACAGAAAAAAAAGUACACUGUGAUGCCAAAACAUUAAUAUUACAAGAAAUGGCUGUGAGAAAUGUGAACAGAGGUGAAAAUAAUAUACUACACCAACUGUUCUACGGCAAAUGUGAUGGGAGUAGUUGCAGUACAAAGUGGAUUUCCACAAGACACAGCAGAAUGUACAGUGCUGCAGUUAUUAAACUGAUACUUGAGACAAAACUGUCACAAACAAAAUACUUAUAAUAACAUGUAUAUUAUUCUACAACAACAAGGUAUUGUCCAACAACUUGGAGAAAGUUCACAUAUAAAGAACAAUGUGGAUUAGGUUUUUUAAUUAUUGUUACAAUUUGAUGACUUGCAUUUGUGUAUACUAUUCCUGAAAUGAUGGAUUAUCUAACAAAACAGCUUCAUUUGUGUGGAAAUAUUUGUUUAAAAUGUUAAAAUAAAUUUUUUAAAUAGUGCAAA
Gigantopelta aegis is the source of this 8471-nucleotide messenger RNA. Its product is annotated as cyclic nucleotide-gated cation channel beta-1-like. Gene Ontology annotation, biological process: monoatomic cation transmembrane transport. Gene Ontology annotation, molecular function: protein-containing complex binding; intracellularly cAMP-activated cation channel activity; cGMP binding. Bases 2916 to 6632 code for a protein of 1238 amino acids. Gene Ontology annotation, cellular component: intracellular cyclic nucleotide activated cation channel complex; plasma membrane. The transcript has 19 exons. The record is from RefSeq and is a predicted model, not a curated record. NCBI's taxonomy places the organism in Eukaryota, Metazoa, Mollusca, Gastropoda, Neomphalida, Peltospiridae.